CCAUCAACAGAUUUCCCCUCUUAGUGGGGUUAAAUCUAAGCGGGUUCAGCCUCGCGCUAGGAACGCCUUGACCAAGUGGCUCAUGGACUGUGACUAGUGGGUAAUCACCUCGCCCCCUUCAAUUUUCAAACAGCGAAGUCCACCAGCGCUUUUGUGACAUUUGGAUGCAUAUAUUUGCUAUUCAGGAAAAGCUUAAACAAAGAUAUGAUCAUCUAUCUUAUAACUGGAUCCAAAACUCUCGGAGAUGUCGUAGUUCGAAGAGUGAGAUGUCCUCAAGCUCUUUGCUGAUUUUUACAGUCACGAAGGGCCAAGUCCGAUGCUGGUCAGCCUGCACUCAUAAGUUGCCUUGCCUUUUCCCUUGUCUGUUCCCUUGCCUUUCGUAAUCUACUAUUCCAAGUUACUACGUAGAGAAUAGUUCGUGAUCUUAUGGGACACGAUGAAGGCAAGAUCAGAAAGUAAGCACCAAGCCAUUCUCUGAUUUUGCUUGCCUAGGAUCAACCGUGAGUGUGGUUAGGCUGUGGGUUACUGAGCUAUCCCAAAAUCGCCUUUGGAUGCUGUGAGCUGACUGGAAUCUACAAUGAUGAUACAAACGAGGACCACGGAAAACUGUCUGUCGCCCAUGGAGUUCUGCUAACUUAAAUCAAUCAAAUUGGAUCAAAGUCAACAAACAGAGUGGGUUCGCUUACUAAGCAGGAGAAGGUCCACAAUCACCAAGCUCACGUCCACGCUAGCGCCUUUCGUCGCGAGUGCAAGAAAUAAUUCAUAAACGCGAACUAUACAGUCGUCGUGAACAGCUCCACCUCUCCGCCACAACCACCUCACCAAAUAUCAUCCCCACCGACAGCUGACUCCCAAACCUCUUCCAAGACUAAAACUCGUCAUGGGAUCGCUCUUCGAACAGCCUCGGAACGCUGGGACUCUGUUCCUCGGCGGCACAAAGGUCUCUGGGCAAGAUAUACGCGAAGCAAAUGUCCUUGCAACUCAGGCUAUUGCAAAUGUCGUCAAGAGCUCCUUCGGACCUUCAGGGUUGGACAAGAUGAUGGUUGACGGUUUGUAAAGCUUCGGAUACGAGGGAGUACAUGCUAACUUCAUGUCAGAUAUUGGCGAUGUUACCGUGACGAAUGAUGGCGCAACUAUUCUCAGUCUCCUAGAUGUCGAGCACCCUGCAGGAAAGAUCCUGGUCGAUUUAGCACAACAACAAGAUAAGGAGGUUGGUGAUGGAACAACAUCUGUGGUUAUAAUCGCAGCAGAGCUUCUCCGGAGAGCGAAUGAAUUGAUGAAGAACCGGAUCCACCCAACAACUAUCAUCACCGGCUAUCGGUUAGCACUCCGCGAAGCAGUAAAGUACAUGCACGAGAAUAUCAGUGUCAAAGUUGACCAGUUGGGCCGUGAAUCUCUGAUUAGUAUUGCCAAAACCUCCAUGUCUAGCAAGAUUAUUGGAUCAGACUCGGAAUUCUUCGCCAACAUGGUUGUGGAUGCAAUGCAAGCAGUCAAGUCAACAAACAACAGACAGGAAGUCAAAUACCCAGUCAAGGCGGUUAACAUUCUCAAGGCACAUGGAAAGGGUGCUCUGGAGUCUAUCCUGGUCAAGGGCUACGCAUUAAACUGCACAGUCGCGUCUCAAGCGAUGAAGACCCGAAUUGUUGAUGCCAAGAUUGCCGUUCUCGACAUGAACCUGCAGAAAGAGAGAAUGAAGCUCGGAGUUCACAUCACAAUCGACGACCCUCAACAGUUGGAGGAGAUUCGCAAGCGGGAAGCUGGUAUUGUCAUGGAUCGUGUGGAGAUGAUCCUGAAGUCUGGAGCAAAUGUUGUUUUCACAACCAAGGGCAUCGAUGAUUUGUGCCUGAAACUGUUCAUUGAGAAGGGAGCUAUGGGAGUACGGAGAUGCAAGAAAGAGGAUCUUCGCAGAAUUGCCAAGGCAACUGGUGCCACACUGAUCAGCUCCUUGUCGGACCUCAAUGGGGACGAGAAGUUCGAUGCUUCGUCUUUGGGUCACGCCGAAGAAGUUUCUCAAGAAAGGAUCUCAGACGAUGAGUGCAUUUUGGUAAAGGGUACCAAGGUUCACACAUCAGCUUCCAUCAUUCUCCGAGGAUCCAAUGAUUACCAACUCGAUGAGAUGGAGAGGUCUGUACAUGACUCACUUUGUGCUGUCAAGCGAACUCUUGAAAGUGGUAGCAUUGUCCCAGGUGGCGGUGCUGUGGAGACAGCUCUUCACAUCUACUUGGAGGAAUUCGCUGGAACCGUCGGCUCAAGGGAGCAACUUGCCAUUGGCGAGUUUGCUCAAGCUCUCCUGGUCAUCCCAAAAACACUCGCUGUCAACGCUGCCAAAGACUCUUCCGAGCUUGUCGCACAACUCCGUUCCAGACACGCACUCUCCCAGCGAAUCCAGGACGGAGAUGCCAAUGAGGACGAGAAGACUAUCGCCAAGAAGAAGAACUACAAGAACUAUGGUUUGGACCUUACGAAGGGCAAGGUGGUGGAUGAGAUCAAAGCUGGUGUUUUGGAACCGAGCAUGAGCAAGAUUAGGCAGUUGAAAUCUGCCGUAGAAGCCUGCAUAUCGAUCAUGCGAAUUGAUACGCUUAUUAAAUUAGAUAAACCUGAAGCAGGUGGUGAUGAUGAUGGACAUGGUCACUGAGAGCUGUUUUGAGCGAUGCUUGUAAUAUAAUGAGACUAGAUCGUGGAGCUGUCAGUAGCACGAAAUAGAAGCCUU
Messenger RNA from Cadophora gregata, 2710 nucleotides. RefSeq names its product T-complex protein 1 subunit alpha, variant 2 (gene CCT1). Gene Ontology annotation, cellular component: chaperonin-containing T-complex. The transcript has 3 exons. NCBI's taxonomy places the organism in Eukaryota, Fungi, Ascomycota, Leotiomycetes, Helotiales, Ploettnerulaceae. Gene Ontology annotation, molecular function: ATP hydrolysis activity; ATP binding; ATP-dependent protein folding chaperone. The record is from RefSeq and is a predicted model, not a curated record. Gene Ontology annotation, biological process: protein folding. The coding region runs from base 1091 to 2635 and encodes 514 amino acids.